Molecule: messenger RNA, 2855 nt
Organism: Podarcis muralis (Common wall lizard)
Lineage: Eukaryota; Metazoa; Chordata; Lepidosauria; Squamata; Lacertidae
Gene: ATP6V0D1
Product: ATPase H+ transporting V0 subunit d1
Biological process (GO): proton transmembrane transport
Cellular component (GO): proton-transporting V-type ATPase, V0 domain
Molecular function (GO): proton-transporting ATPase activity, rotational mechanism
Source: RefSeq, a predicted model, not a curated record
GCCAUCCCUGCCUCGGCGGGCCCUUCUCCGCCACUCCGUCCUGCUCUCUAGAAACGGCCCCGCGAGGCUGUCCUCGCGCCGAAGUCGUUGGAAGUGCGGGGUCGGCCAUUGGCCGCCCGCCGCAGCCGCGCUUGCGUACUCCGCAAGGGUCCCCACUAAGUCCUCCUGAAAGUAACGGACCCAAGAGAGUCGUGUCCAUUAACUUCAGCGGGUCUACUCUGAGGAGGACCAUAGCUGACUAACGCCCUGGAUACACAAAUGAAGGCCUGGAAGCACCGAAAUCGCCCCGGCAGCUGCCGAGGUCUUCUGUUGCCCAAUGGCAACCGUUGGUUUCUAUGGGCAACCCUCAUUUCCAACCCGGGAGGGGGCGCUUAAAAGAGUCUGACAGGAAACAGGAAACCACCCCGGCGGGCCUUUCUAGGAGUCGUGGAAGCAGCGGAGGUUUCGUCAGGAUCACGUGAGAGACGAGACUUUUGCUCCCACUUCCGGCGGCCCCUCAGCCUCCUCCGAGCCCGGCUGGUUCCCUUGUCCGCCGCCGCCGCCGCGAUGUUGCUCUCGUGCUUCCCGGAGCUGUACUUCAACGUAGACAGCGGCUACCUGGAAGGCCUGGUGCGAGGCUUCAAGGCCGGCGUCCUCAGCCAGGCCGACUAUGUCAACCUCGUCCAGUGCGAGAGCCUCGAAGAUUUGAAGCUUCAUCUCCAGAGCACAGACUAUGGGAAUUUCCUUGCAAACGAAGCCUCUCCCCUCACUGUGUCUGUCAUUGAUGACAAGCUGAAGGAGAAGAUGGUGGUGGAGUUCCGCCACAUGAGAAAUCACGCCUAUGAACCUUUGGCCAGCUUCCUGGACUUCAUCACGUACAGCUACAUGAUUGACAACGUAAUCCUCCUGAUCACUGGGACACUGCAUCAACGCUCCAUUGCUGAGCUGGUGCCCAAAUGCCACCCCCUGGGGAGUUUUGAGCAGAUGGAGGCAGUGAACAUUGCCCAAACCCCCGCCGAACUGUACAACGCCAUUUUGGUCGACACACCCCUAGCUGCCUUUUUCCAAGACUGCAUAUCUGAGCAGGACCUUGAUGAAAUGAACAUUGAAAUUAUCCGGAACACACUUUAUAAGGCUUACCUUGAGUCCUUCUACAAGUUCUGCAAAAUCCUGGGCGGCACAACAGCUGAUGCCAUGUGCCCCAUCUUGGAGUUUGAAGCUGACCGAAGAGCCUUCAUCAUCACCAUCAACUCCUUUGGCACAGAGCUGUCCAAGGAGGAUCGCGCAAAGCUCUUCCCCCAUUGUGGAAAGCUCUAUCCAGAGGGUCUGGCUCAGCUGGCCAGGGCAGAUGACUACGAGCAAGUCAAGGCAGUGGCUGACUACUACCCUGAAUAUAAGCUGCUGUUUGAAGGAGCUGGUAGCAACCCAGGGGACAAGACUCUCGAGGACCGAUUCUUUGAGCAUGAGGUGAAGCUGAACAAGCUGGCUUUCCUGAACCAGUUCCACUUUGGUGUCUUCUAUGCUUUUGUGAAGCUGAAGGAGCAAGAGUGCCGCAACAUCGUCUGGAUUGCGGAGUGCAUCGCCCAGCGCCACCGGGCAAAGAUAGACAAUUACAUCCCCAUCUUCUAAACCCUUCUCUCCUGCCCGGCCAAGUCCACAGGUUCCUCGCCUCCCUUCCCCCAAGUUUCAGACCUGGAUGUAGCUUUCUGAGAGACCACCGGGAGGAGCCUUUGUGGUCUUGCUGGGCCAUGGGGGGGGGCCUGCCUCCUUCCUCAUUAACGUGUCACUGUAUGUGUUUUGUGUAGAUCAGACUAGAUCAUUCAGUAUUACUAGAAGUUUACUGUCCUCCACAGGAGGGAUUCUGGGUGUUUCUGAGGGUCAGCAGGAACGCUGUGCCCUCAUGCAACACUUUGGUCGGCCAGCACAAUGUCAUGCGAGCAGUGAAGAGAUGUGUUUGUGUUGUGUUGACUGUGAGCAUCUGCUUGUCUUUGCACAACUUGAGGCUUCGUUGUACUGCAUCCUUCAGCCGACUCUACUCUCCUGGCUCUUCUCUCUGAAAGUCUUGGGAAGUCCAGCUCUGCAAAGGGCACAGGGCUGGGGGAGUCCUUGGAGCUCUGCCAUUGCAGCAGCUCUUCAUAGGAAGCCACAACCACUCAGUGGGUUUAAAGCAUGUUUGUGGAACUUCCGCUUCCGAGACAGUCCCCUGGAUUUGGCACAGCCUCCUUCCCUGUGGUGCUGGCUUUGGAGCAUCCUGCCCACUUACUAGGCAAAGCAGCGAGAUCUGUGGCUGCACAUGCCUCUCUGCGAGUGGCAGAGCAGUUUGCUUGGCCAGCCAGUUCCCUGGAGGUGUUUUGCAAGCAAGGCUCCUCCUCACCCGCACUUGGAAGAAUGACCAGGACUCCUAAAGAGCAGCAACCACUUGGCCUCAGCUGGGAGCUCCCCUAGCCCAGGUUCUGUGGUGGGUCUUCCCCUGCCCCUCUUCUGGGUAUGGGCCUUUUGCUGUGAGUUGCACUGGUCUCAGGUCCCAGCCCUUUCACUGCAGAAAAGCUGUCCUUCCUUCACCCAGCCUGCCAGCCCCCGGCCCUUCCCAUGCAGCCAGCAGGCUCCAGCCUCUUUGCUUGCAAGCACUUUGGGAAGGUGUUCCUGGGCUGUGCCUCUUUUCAUGGGGGGCUGUCUCUCAGUUCCUUUGUAUGUGCAAAGUAAGUGGCUGCUGGGUGGGGAGGCUUUUCUCUGGCUGGUGUGGAUGGAAAGAGGCUGUCUCAAUUCUCCUUCCAAAUGAGUCACCUUGGCUCCAUGGUAUAUGACCCCUCAAGAGUUUCACUUGCUGUUCAUUACCUUUCUGUUAAACUGUGACAAUAAAUUAUUUCCCCAAAUGA